This is a messenger RNA of Andrographis paniculata, 995 nucleotides long. RefSeq names its product elicitor-responsive protein 1-like. Lineage: Eukaryota; Viridiplantae; Streptophyta; Magnoliopsida; Lamiales; Acanthaceae. The record is from RefSeq and is a predicted model, not a curated record. The transcript is spliced from 7 exons. The coding region runs from base 95 to 814 and encodes 239 amino acids.
ACUAUAUAAUCAGUUUUUUUGCUGCUAGUUGAAGAAAUCCCCAAUUCAAUCGCUGUAGUAGCUGCUGAAUCAGUCUGCAAUAUAAUUUCGAAUCAUGGUGAAGAAUCACAAUUCGAAGCCCUCGCCUUACUCGUCUUCCAAUCCGGUGUCGAUUUCAGGUUUCCACGGCCAGAUUCUGGAAGUGACUGUCGUCGGUUGCAAUAGAUUGAAGGACACCGAAUGGAUUUCCAGGCAAGAUCCCUACGUCUGUCUCGAGUAUUCUAGCUUCAAAUACCGCACGCGAACUUGCACAGAUGGAGGCAAAACCCCUACGUUUCAAGAGAAAUUCAUGUUUACCUUGAUCGAAGGACUGCCGGAAUUCUCCGUAUCAGUCUGGAACAGCAAUACAAUCACUGCAGACGCAUUCAUUGGUGUUGGCAAGAUUCAAUUGCAGAAAGUUCUAUCGCAGGGCUACGACGACAGUGCCUGGCCAAUUCAGGACAAAAGAGGAAGGCAUGCCGGGGAAGUUCGAUUGAUAAUGCAUUAUGCCAACGCCACAAAGCCGACAUCGAGCCAAGCACCACAAUUUUCCGGAACACCGGCGCCACAAGUCCCUCCAUAUUCGGUGCCUCCCCCAUCGUAUUCUUAUCCUCCCACGACGUAUCCCCCGUCAUACCCUCCUCCACCUUCAUCAAUAUAUCCUCCGUCUCCAUACCAUCAUCAAGUAGCUACUUAUCCCCCGAGCUACCCACCGGCAUCGUCGUAUCCGCCGCAAUCAGUUUAUCCCCCAAAUCCAUAUCCUCCUCCUCCAGGUGCGUAUCCUCCACCAUAUUGAAGCAUGCUUAGGGAUAUAGAUAGAUACUCCACUUGGUAAUGUAUCUGUAUAUUUGCAUAGACUACAUAUAUUAAUUCAUCAUUACUAUGCAAAAAAAAUUGAUUCUUUCAUAUAUAUAUAUAUGUACAUGUUUGUUGCAAAAAAUGAUUACAUGGGAGGAAUAAUACAAAAUUGUUUGGUA